AUGCUCCGGUCCGGUCAUAUUAUUUCGCUACUCUCAGUCAUUCCUGCUCUAGCUACAGCAGAUUCUGAAACGCCGUUGCCGCUGGUGAUCUGGCAUGGGCUAGGCGACAGCUACCAGGCAGAGGGCUUGCAAGAAGUCGCGCAACUCGCCGAGGAAGUCAAUCCUGGGACAUAUGUGCAUAUAAUUCACUUGGACGAGUCCGAUGGAGGUGAUCGACAAGCUACAUUCUUUGGAAACGUGACCGAACAAGUCGCCCAGGUCUGCGAUCAGCUAGCCUCGGAGCCGAUCCUGAGUACGGCGCCUGCAAUUAAUGCUCUGGGAUUCUCACAGGGCGGACAGUUUCUUCGAGCUUAUAUCGAGCAAUGCAAUUCUCCUCCUGUGCACAAUCUGGUAACCAUGGGAAGUCAGCACAAUGGCAUCUUUAAAUUUCAAUCUUGUGCCAGCUCUGGAGACUGGGUCUGCCGAGGCGCAGAAGCGUUAUUGCGUUACGGCACAUGGUCCGACUUUGUCCAGUCUCGGCUUGUGCCAGCACAGUACUUCCGAGAUGUUGAGGAAUACGAUUCGUACCUGAAGCAGAGCAACUUUCUCGCGGAUAUCAAUAAUGAACGAGAAGAGAAGAACGCAUUGUACAAAAAGAAUCUUGUUUCGCUGAACCGUUUUGGCAUGUUCAUGUUUGCAGAGGAUACGACGGCCGUCCCCAAGGAAAGUGCAUGGUUUGCUGAAGUGAAUCAAACCAGUGGCGAAGUGACGACGCUUAGAGAGCGGCCAAUAUACAAAGAAGACUGGCUAGGCUUGCGCACCUUGGAUGAACAAGGGAAACUUGAUUUUGAGACAAUUCCAGGACAACACAUGCAGUUGACAGAAAAGCUGUUGACCGAAGUUUUUGCGGAAUAUUUCAGCUCGGCCGUGGGUGGCGAUGAUUUAGCGAGAUUUCUACUUACGCAGAGCUCAUGA
Talaromyces rugulosus is the source of this 954-nucleotide messenger RNA. RefSeq lists its product as uncharacterized. Bases 1 to 954 code for a protein of 317 amino acids. Gene Ontology annotation, cellular component: lysosome. Lineage: Eukaryota; Fungi; Ascomycota; Eurotiomycetes; Eurotiales; Trichocomaceae. The transcript has a single exon. The record is from RefSeq and is a predicted model, not a curated record. Gene Ontology annotation, molecular function: thiolester hydrolase activity; palmitoyl hydrolase activity.